AUGUUUAUACUGAAAACGAUGCUUAGAAAUGAAAUCUCGAGUCGAGAAAGAUUAAACCAUCAGCUCAAGUCACAUGCAUAUGUAUGUGAAAGUGAAUCAUCAAAAAAUUUAAUUAAUGGAAUUAAACGUCAAUAUCAGCUGUUGAAAACAGCUAAUAAAUCGUAUCCAAUUUCGAGUCAAAAUAAUAAAACAAUUUUGCAAGACAACUUAACACAAACUAAACAACUUAAAGCUACUUCAAAAGGUUUUUUCUAUCCUGUCAGAUUAGUGCUUUUUCUUCAAAGUUACAUGAAAAGAGAUGAAAUUCUACUUCGGAUUAGAAAAAUGAAGAUAACAAAUAUGGGAAAACUCAUGAAAACAACAAUUAAUUCCCGACAAUUUCGUUACAUGACGUAA
This is a messenger RNA of Clunio marinus, 396 nucleotides long. The record is from the annotation of a GenBank genome assembly. Lineage: Eukaryota; Metazoa; Arthropoda; Insecta; Diptera; Chironomidae.